AUGGUUACAUCAGCAAUCAAGGAAUUGAAAGAGCGAAAGGGUUCGUCUCUGCCUGCUAUCAAAAAGUAUCUGGCCGCCAAUUAUCAAGUCGACCCAGCCAAGUUGGCACCUUUCAUAAGGAAGUUCUUGACCGCUGCCGUGACGAGCGGUGCAAUCCUCCAAACUAAGGGUCAUUAUAAGCUGGCUGUAGUCGAAGCUAAACCGAAAAAAGCCGUCGUGGCGAAGAAGCCAAUCGCAAAGAAAGUGAAACCAACUACCGCCGGUACGCCUAAAAAGAAGAAGCCAGCUUCGAAAAAAACUAAAACUGCCUCCGGUGAACCAGCCGCCAAAAAGGCGAAAAAAACUCCGACCAAGGCUCCUAAGGCCGUUAAACCUAAAAAGGUCCCGGCUAAAUCAACUGCUGCUAAAACCAAAACACCGAAGAAAACCACCGCAGUUAAGAAGGCCACCAUUCCAAAGAAGAAGUAG
Molecule: messenger RNA, 468 nt
Organism: Cinara cedri
Lineage: Eukaryota; Metazoa; Arthropoda; Insecta; Hemiptera; Aphididae
Source: the annotation of a GenBank genome assembly